CUCUUCUCCAAAAAAAAUUAAAAAAAAUAAAUAAAAACUUCUCUUUAUCGUUCUUCCUUGUAAAUUUCUUUUUUCAAAGAAAAAAAAAAUAAACAUCUCUUUUUCUUGUCAGUCAGAGAAAUUAUUGAAAUGGGUAUUUCUGAGAAGAAAACCAUGAAAAUUAUUAUGUUGUGCCUCUGGCUGGCGACGAUCUCCUUAAUUUGUGGCCAAAUUUCUGCUAACUUGCCAAAAUUUGAGCAUCCCACAAAAGGUGAUGGAACUCUCAGAUUUUUGGUUAUUGGAGAUUGGGGAAGAAAAGGAGAGUAUAACCAAUCUCAUGUUGCAGCUCAGAUGGGAAGAAUUGGAGAAGAAUUAGAUAUAGAUUUUGUAAUUUCAACAGGUGAUAAUUUCUAUGAUAAUGGAUUGCAAGGGGAGACUGACCCCAACUUUGUUGAAUCUUUUACCAACAUUUACACAGCCAAAAGCCUCCAAAAACCGUGGUAUACUGUUUUAGGCAACCAUGAUUACAGAGGUGAUGCAGUUGCACAAAUGAGCCCCAUUCUUCAGAAAAUUGAUAGUAGAUGGCUUUGUUUGAGGUCUUUUGUGGUUAAUGCAGAAGUUGCAGAGAUAUUUUUGGUGGAUACCACUCCUUUUGUGACUGAUUAUUUCAUAAACCCAGAACAUGUAUAUGAUUGGCGUGGUGUCGUCCCUUCAAAAAGCUACACUAGCUAUGCGUUAAAGGAUCUUGAGAUAGCUUUGAAGGAAUCAAGGGCAAAAUGGAAAAUAGUGGUGGGCCAUCAUGCUAUUAGAAGUGUGGGCCAUCACGGUGACACUACAGAGCUUGUAAAUCUCCUUCUUCCGGUGCUUCAGGCCAAUGGCGUCGACUUCUACAUGAACGGCCACGACCAUUGUCUCGAACAAAUCAGUGACGACAAAAGUCCUAUUGAAUUUUUGACGAGCGGGGCCGGGUCAAAGGCUUGGAGGGGUGAUGUUAAAAAUCUGAGUCAUGAAAACCUAAAAUUCUUCUACGAUGGGCAAGGGUUCAUGUCAGUUCAACUCACAAAUAGUGAUGUGGAAAUUACAUUUUAUGAUGUAUAUGGUAAGGUUUUACACAGGUGGAGUAGGUCCAAGCAGCUUCUUUCAGAUAUGUAAAUUUUUAUGAGGUAGAUUAUUAUGUGAAAAAAAGAAAAAGAUAUAAAUCGGAGUCAUAUUUAUAUGUAUAGAUUUUUAAUUUAAUUAUGAUUGUCAUUCUGAAAAAGAAGAAGAAAUAUAUAGUAGGUUGUAAAAUGCGUAAAGCAUCAGAAUGUGUUUUGUAUAUUAUGUUGAUAAAAAUUAUAAGAAGCAGAUGUAUUAUUAUUAUUAUUA
This is a messenger RNA of Salvia miltiorrhiza (redroot sage), 1344 nucleotides long. Its product is annotated as purple acid phosphatase 17-like. Lineage: Eukaryota; Viridiplantae; Streptophyta; Magnoliopsida; Lamiales; Lamiaceae. Gene Ontology annotation, molecular function: acid phosphatase activity; ferric iron binding; ferrous iron binding. Bases 130 to 1131 code for a protein of 333 amino acids. The transcript has 7 exons. The record is from RefSeq and is a predicted model, not a curated record.